UCUAUCAACGGCUAUGUUCCGAGAUUCUGGCAGGUAGGCAGAGGCCUUUGCUCAACCGAGUCCACUUGAUCUGAUAAUAUUCCUGUUCAUUCGUAUACUCAAUGCAUGACAAGCGUCGUCAACUACGCAAUCAGUACCUAGCGCCGCUGGUAGAGAUGUCAGGGACAGUUCUAGACCAGCACUUCGUGACUCAAUCUCACGAUUCACUCUGGCUUAGUUAAAAACGCCGUGGAACCUUGAUGACCCAGCGCUUGCAGCAACCAUCAUCGAAAAGAACGCUUGGAAAAACUUGAAUGAUCCGGUACAGUUAUUCCCCGAAGCACGCUUGGCCCGCAACUACUAGCUAGCCACCUGAAAGAAGCUUCGAUAGUAUGUCCUACACAUAAUGUAUAAUGGCGAUUGUUGCUGACAAUCUGAUGUCAGGAAUCUGCAGCCAGUGCAGCUGAGUAGCGUACCGUAUGCCGAAGGAGUACACCGCAACCUUGACAUUCAUGAAGUAGGAUAUAAUGCCUCAGUUCACCUUUUUUCAGCUAGCUUCCACCUCUGCAUUGAGUAUAGCUGACGGCGUUCAAUUUGAUGAUAUUUCCCCGCAAUUUAAAUGCAUGGUCUAUAUUGGACGACCAUCAGAUCCUCGAUUUCUACCUUGCCCCCGUCAACGCGACCCAAAGAAGGUGGCUGAGAUUAUUAGCGUUAGUUGCGGUGAACGCGGGAAGAAUUCAGAGUAGCUAUACCUAUUAGAGCGAGCUUUAGAGGUACUUAGGCCUGGCAAGGUGAAUGCACAUGUAACCGUUCUAGUUAGUAGGGUGAAAGUCCUAGAAGAAUAGCAACUACGAUGAGGUGAUGCGGGAUACAAAGGGAGACUGUCGGUUCC
Messenger RNA from Aspergillus alliaceus, 871 nucleotides. RefSeq lists its product as uncharacterized. NCBI's taxonomy places the organism in Eukaryota, Fungi, Ascomycota, Eurotiomycetes, Eurotiales, Aspergillaceae. The transcript has a single exon. The record is from RefSeq and is a predicted model, not a curated record. Bases 507 to 725 code for a protein of 72 amino acids.